Messenger RNA from Labeo rohita (rohu), 3330 nucleotides. RefSeq names its product meprin A subunit beta-like. NCBI's taxonomy places the organism in Eukaryota, Metazoa, Chordata, Actinopteri, Cypriniformes, Cyprinidae. The coding region runs from base 1065 to 1550 and encodes 161 amino acids. Gene Ontology annotation, biological process: proteolysis. Gene Ontology annotation, molecular function: zinc ion binding; metalloendopeptidase activity. The transcript is spliced from 6 exons. The record is from RefSeq and is a predicted model, not a curated record.
CAUCUAUCAUUUCCUCUGAUUUUAGGGAUUCCUCAUGAGUAAGUUCAGGUGUAGGGAUGUGGUCAAGAUUAAAUUUUGGAUUAAAAUGUUGUUCCAGGGUCAACAAAAUAUGUUGACCCAGGAACACAUCUAACUCAGCAAAAUCAGAACAUGCAGGAUCAUCCAAUCAUCCACUACUGUCAUCCUCUGUGAACAUCCAGGCCUUUUUAUGUUGCUGAGCUCACCAGUGUUUUUUUGUUUGUUUGUUUGUUUUUUUCUCAAAAUGUACCAAACUGAUUUGGCCACUCCGAAUGUUCCUGCUUUGAUGGAUUUCUUUUGUUUAUGAACCCUAACAAUUGUCUGUUUUACUUGCAUGCAGAGCUUAUUAAAGAGCUGUAAUUCUUUAUUAUUACUGUGCUUAUUCUUACAGUGUUUAUGGCCUUACAUUCUAAAUGUGAUAAGAAAUGCUGCCAUGAAAUUAUGUGAUCAUGUGUCACACCAAAAGAUAAUGUAUGUGCAGUUGCCCAAAAAUGAUGAUUUCAAAGAUUUAAACCCUAUUCCACCAUGGGUGACUAAGCCCCCGAGAUUUAGUACUAGUUAAAGUUCAACUGAUCCUCUAACUACUAGGAAGAGAUUUUGCAUUAAAUACUUAUUCAGCCCUAGUCUGAGGGGAAAUAGACAGAUACCCUAAAAGGAGACAUAUGUUGAGUAUGCAUUAUGAUUGGAUGAUAUAGAAACAUCCUGGUCUGAUUAGGGUAUAAAUACUUAGUUGAAGUGUUCUUCUUUGUCACACACUCUGCAGAUGCUCUGUAUGAUUGUUCUUGCAAAAAUAAACCCUGUUUUUUCCUAUUCUACAAUACUCUCACAAUAAGAGUUGGAAACAUUUUUCCAGAACAAGGGUGAGUAAAUCUUCAGCACAUUUUCAUUUUGGGUGAACUGUUCCUUUAAACUUCUUCUAACACUUAGCCAAAUCAUUACUUUUAUCAUGUCUAAUAAUAUCAAGUUGACCAUUAUAAAUCAUAUCGGAUACAAGCUUGUAUCAUUGCAGACUUAAUUGUUUUGUUCUGUAAGUUGGUUAAUACACAAUGCACAAAUGUUCUGAAGAGAACGGCUCAGACUGGAGUUCUCAUGGCGUCUCUCCAUACAUUGCUGAUUCUGUGCGUAUGCACCACAGCGCUGUGUUUGGGAAUACAAAGAUUGAUGUGGUUGAUGGAAAAGACAAGAAUAUAUUUGAUAUAAAUGGAGAGGCAGGACUUCACCUGGUGGAAGGAGAUAUUCUGAUACAGGAGGGAGAAGACAGAAACACCAUUCUGGAUGAAAAGUAUCGUUGGCCGACCACUGUGCCGUACGUCCUUGACAGAAGCCUUGAAAUCAAUGCCAAAGGUGUGAUACUGAGAGCAUUUGAGCAAUUCAGACUCAAGACCUGUAUUGAUUUCAAACCCUGGCACAGAGAGCCAAACUACAUUUUCAUAUUUAAAGACAAAGGGGCUCUUAGGCUCAAGGAUUUGCGUGGAACAGUCCCCAGGGGUAGGAAAGUUCAACGGUCCACUGUUGUCAUCAGUGACACUUGAAUUCAGGAUCUCUAACACACCAUGCGUGGGGGAUCCUACUGCAGCAUUUCUUGACAACAUAUGUUCCACGUGCACAGUGCGCCUUCUGUGACCCUCCUGCAUGAGAUAACUUACAGGACCCUUCCGCUCGAUCACCGUUGCACUCAACCAUUUCUCCUGCCCUCCUCUGAAAUUUCGGACUUGUACUGGUUCUUCCUCCACAAAGGAUCUUAGGACUCGUUUUCCUUGGUCAUGUUGUCUCUUUUGUUCCUGCUGUUUUUCUUGAACUGACUUUGCUAGAUCAGGCUUCAACAGUGAAAAAUGUGUUCGGAUUUGACGCUUUAGAAACAGCUCUGCUGGUGUUUUUCCUGUUACGGUAUGAGGUGUACUACGAUACAUUACAAAUUUGCCAAUUUGUGCUUAAGUGAAAACAUCUGCUUGCUCUGUUUUUCACAAACACUUUUUAGGAGGGACUGUUUAAGUAUCUGAACAGAUCUUUCUGCAGCACCGUUUGAGGCCGGGUGGUAGGCAGGAACUCGUGUAUGUUUUAUUCCAUUUCCUUUUAGGAAAUCAGUGAACUCCGCAGACACUAGUUGUGGUCGUUAUCGGAGACCACCUCUUCUGGUAUCCCAUAAGCUGCAAACAAGCCUCGGAGAGCAUCAAUUGUGAAUGAGGAGGUUAUUAAUGACAUCGGUAAGACCUCUAACCAUUUUGAAUGGCUGUCGAUCACUACUAGGAAAAACUGCUUGUCUUUUUCUGUGAAAUCAAUGUGGAUUCUCUGCCAUGGCCUUUCAGGCCAUCUCCACAGAUGAAGAGGCGCCCCGGCAGGUGACUUUUGAACCGCCAGACAGCAGCUACAGCUGCGCACUCUCUCUUCAAUGCAGCCAUCUAAUCCUGGCCACCACAGAAUGCUACGAGCGAGGGCCUUCAUACGGCAGAUUCCGGGGUGCUCAUGGUGUAGCUCGUCCAGUAGUCUUGAUCGAUAUUUGGGAGGAAUUAUAACACGCAUUCCCCACAAAACACAACCUUGAUCCUCCGACAGUUCAUGUCUACAUGUGAAGUAUGGCUUCAGAUUCUCCUCCGACACAUAGUUUGGCCAGCCAUUUACAGUAUAAUUCCACACUUUGCAUAGUGUAGGAUCUUUCCGUGUUGCUUGGGCUAUGUCUCUUGCUGAUGUAGGAGCCGAUGAUCCUCCCGUGAAGUCACAUACACAGGAACUCUCGCAAUGCCAGUGCGAGAUCGUAAAAUAAUAAACUCUUAUCAGACAGGAAGAUCCAGGAAGGCCCAGGAGAAAAGACCAUUUGCUUAUCAACCACCUGGCCCAUCCUUUCCUUUAGCAACAGGGGGCAGGUCACUACAGAGAAGAGGCCAAGGAUCUAAGCUAUCACACUCAUACAAAACAAUCACAUAUAUAUUCCGAAUUCACAAUCAGAAACCUCUCAUGUUUGAUAUCAAUUUUAUAGUCUCAGUGCGGUUGGAAAUAGUAUCUCAGUCCCAUACCAGUUGAACAGACCAGAAAUAAAGAUCUGAAACUUAAGGAAAACUCUGUUCUCCUGAUAUGGGUGGUGUUGCUGAAGAGGUCUGUACCACAUGCUGUCUUCACACCCCCAACUUUAGGCUUCAGCAAAAGGUCCUGUGAAGUUUUAUUACGCUAAAUUUAUGAUUGUAAUGUUCUGAUCUGGGUACUUAAAGAGGAUUAGCGAAACAUUCAGGGAAGCAUCUGUAACCAGAACUUCCCGCACGAUUGUCGUGUGUCUCUCUAUUUGCCAGGUAUGCUGACUCUUUGUUAGUAUUUUUAUUU